Molecule: messenger RNA, 3862 nt
Organism: Siniperca chuatsi (mandarin fish)
Lineage: Eukaryota; Metazoa; Chordata; Actinopteri; Centrarchiformes; Sinipercidae
Gene: mef2b
Product: myocyte enhancer factor 2b
Exons: 9
Coding region: 346-1611 (421 amino acids)
Biological process (GO): positive regulation of transcription by RNA polymerase II
Molecular function (GO): RNA polymerase II cis-regulatory region sequence-specific DNA binding; DNA-binding transcription factor activity, RNA polymerase II-specific; protein dimerization activity
Source: RefSeq, a predicted model, not a curated record
CCUUCAGUGACUGGUGCGUUUGAAGGCGGAUGGGAGGCGGAGGAGUGUGUCCAAUGGCGCGGCUGAGGAGGCGGUGUAUGGUGAUAGAGAGAGGCGGGCUGCAGCAGCCAGCUGUUGGAAAGCAGCGCUCCUGAACCAUCCGCUACUACUGCACCAGGUGAAUAUCUCUACAUCUACACCGAGACCAGGACACGAGGCAAAAGACUUCUGCUCGGUGAGACAUCUGCGGGUUUUUUUUUUAUUAUCUGCGACUUUUCCUGUUUGAUUGGUUCUCGAUCAAGCGGGUGAAGCUCGGAGUUGAACAGAGAUCGAAAGCAGGUGUCAGAGUGUCAGACGGCAGAAAAAAUGGGAAGAAAGAAAAUACAAAUUUCUCGUAUUCUGGACCAGAGGAAUAGACAGGUGACUUUCACCAAGCGUAAGUUUGGUCUGAUGAAGAAGGCCUAUGAGCUGAGCGUGCUGUGUGACUGUGAGAUCGCUCUCAUCAUCUUCAACAGCACCAACCGUCUGUUCCAGUACGCCAGCACAGACAUGGACAAAGUGCUGCUCAAGUACACAGAGUACAGCGAGCCACAUGAGAGUCGCACCAACACGGACAUACUGGAGACUCUGCGUAGGAAAGGCCUCGGUCUCGAUGCCUCAGAGCUCGACAGUGAGGAGAGCAUGCAGGUGGCCGCAGACAAAUAUCCUCUCAGCGAGGGCAUGGAUCUCUCAGUGGCUCGCCAGCGCAUCUAUGCUCCAUCACUCCUCUCACCGGAGGCCCAGUUCCUAGUGUCUGCAGGCUGUGAGAACGGCUUCCCUAACUCCUCUGGAUCCAGCAUGGCGUCCCACAGACCUGCAGGCUUUAAAUCUCUGACAUCCAGACCGGGCUCUGCCAGCCCUGCUGCGCCACAUGCACACACAGCGUUCACGUCUCCACACUCAGGUAUUGGCUACUCCGUGUUCUCCCAUGGCAACCUGAAUCGAGCUCUGGAUAUGAAAAGCCCUACUCCUCUGAACUUAGGCGGUGAAAACCUGCGGGGAGAUGCUGCUAAUCAGGGCAUGGGGGCCACACGUGCACACCACAGCUCUGCUAGGGGUGUCUUGUACCAGGGCCUGCACAGCGGCAGCUCCAUGGUAGCCAUGGGCAAGGCAGGGCUGCUGGGUCAUAGUUUGGGUGGCUACGGCCUCCCAUCUCAUGGAGCCUCUGAGUACAGUCAACCUAGUUUUUAUCACCCUGUUAGUCUACAACGAGAAGCAGUGAACCCCUGGCAGCCAGCACAGCCACCUCAUGAGCCCCAUGGGCCUCAUAUAAGCCCAGGGAUGUCCAGUGGAGGGUGCUCCUUCCCCUCCCAAUCUUGCUCCUCAACCUCUCCGCAUCUGCCCUCCCUCAACCUCAGCAUCAAAUCGGAGCGUAGCUCUCCUGAGCACAUGUCCUCGCCCACCUCCCCUCCUCUACACCACCUCAGGCAGCACUCUCCGAUGAGCAACCCCGAUUCGGCUCGCCUUACCCCUCCAGAAGCCCGUCCAGCCAAUGAGACGAAGGAGUUUCCCAAAGCUGGCUACCCGCAAGACGAAGAGGAAGGAGGGCAGCCGCUCAGGCAGUUACAAAUAAGUGAUGGGUGGCAGAGAUAGCUGGCUGCUGCCAUCUAACACCAUCUCCCAUUCAAUCAACUAUCUUCCAUCAAAACACCCACACACACACACACACACAGUAUAACACAGAAGAUAGCGAGAUGGGGUCGAUUUGUCCCCAUCAUCCCAGAGAGGAACGCCUCUCUUUGUCUCCUCACACAGAGCUGGUCUCUCCUGAAUUUUCUCUGCAUCACUUGAUUGAUCCCAUGAGGAGACAGAUGCAUACAGACAUUUGCUUUUUGUUUGGUUAGGUUUAGUUUUCUGUGUGGAGCAAAAAUACAAUUUGAAAUGUGUUAGUUUUGUUCUGUGACUUUGUUGAAGUUAGCUACGGCAGCACAUCGUGGACCAGCUGAAUUUCUGCAAAACCGGCUUAGCCUUUAGCCCCAAAUCAGUGACAUGGUCUCCCCACAUAAAACCAGUUAGAUAAUCACCUGUCACUGGAGCCUUGGCCUUUUUUGAAAUACACUGGGAUAUUUUAAAGGAUAAGUUCACAUUUUUCCAAGUCUGUCUUAGAACAAUACUUGCCCGUAUGUACAAAUAGUUUUUGUUUGCUGCAAUUGUUCCUCCUGUCCAUACAGGCCGUGAAGAGAUCCCUUCAUAAUGCAAUUCUAAUAUAAGAAAUCCACAGUCUUUAUUCUGUGCAGUCUAAAAUUCAGCUAAUAGGAGGCUUCAGCAGUCUGAGGUAGUGAAAUCAAGUUGGUAUCUUUACCACUUUACAGAGUAACCCAACGAGGGGGUUUUCUACUAAAAAUACUGUAACUUGAUUUAUCUGACUCAGACUGCUGAAGCCUCAUAUUAUUAUUAUUAUUAGGAUGCAGUUUUACAGAGAAUGAGGACUGUGAAUUUUGUCCCCCAUCUCAUACUGUACAUUGGAAUCACAUUAAGCAGGGGAUCUCUUCAGGGCCAGCAUGGACAGGAAGAACAAUUACAGCAAACCAAAAACUGUUUCAAUGUACAUUUGGACAUAUGGGUAUUGUUUUCAGACAGACUUGAACAAAUGUGAAUCUAUCCUUUAGAAAUCCUGGGCAUUAGUGUGUCUCAGGGACUUGGAUGAUGGCUUCUUUAGAAAAUUUAAAAACUGACUUAUUUCUAUGUGUGCUUGUAAGACUAUAAUUGUGGAUAAGCUAAGCUUUAGUUGUGUUAUUCCUCCAAAUAAUGCUAGUUCUUCUUUUUACUUUACGCGAUCAAUAAUGAAAGUUGUGGCAGUCUACUUCAACUAAAGACCAAAGUGUUUAAAUAUUGUCCCUAUGCAUUGCAAUCAAAUACUGCAACAGCCAAAGACAUUAUGUGUUUGUCUAUAUUGGGUCUAAUUUCAUUUAAGUGAUAUAAAAAUGGUAUCAAUUAUUUUCUUCAUUUGAGGCUUCAUUUAGUAACUGCAUAUUGUAGAUAUUAUUAAUGACAUUACUGUCUUAUGGUAUUUACAAAUAUAUGAGACACUGUGCAAUGAAUGAGUCUAAAUAUUCAUGGAUAUUUCAUAAAAAACACAAAUUACAUUUUUUUUAUUGAGGAAUGUUUGGUUUUCAUUAUAUCUGUAAAUGUACUUUGCACUGUAUUUUUGUGCAUUGGAUUUCUGUGUGUUUUAGUUUUACAUAUUCAACUUUUGUUCUGACAAAAUGUACUCAGAAUUCGGUUUUGAAUGAAUUUCCACUUAUUGUCCACAAGGGGACAUCUUAUUUCACAAAAUUUUGAAUGAGAGAGUGCAGAGCAGGGAAGACCAGCCUAAACUAUUGGUGAUUAAUUAUCUAAUGAAUCUCUGUGACAAGACACAGGUUCAGUGCUUCACCCUGAAGACAUUUAACAAAUAAAUCAUGACAAACUCUGCAGAGAUUCAGUGAGCCGGCUGGUGGAGGUCUUCAAGUGCUGCUGUGGAAUUAGCUCUUUUUUUCAUUUUUUAUGCAGUUAUGUGGAUUAAUAGCAGCAUGAAAAACUAAAUUAUCAGUAUUCUGAUGUUUUGGGUUGAGUUAUUAUAUGUUUGUUGAAUGCUUCACUAGCAGAACAGAGAUAGAUUUUUAUUUGACAUUUGUUGUGAUUCCUUUUAAAUAAAAAAACAGUUUGAUUUGUAUGUUUGCCCUGGCCUGCCCUGGCCUGCUUUUUUCUUUCUACAAAGGACAUUUAGUUUAUUAUCUUUCUUUUGAAAGAAAUGAAAUUUUUUUUAUUCUGUUUCCACCGGGUUUUUUUCAUGUACAUUCAGUCUGAAGACAGAUAAAAUGCUGUCCGCUGUGUAGCUAUAAAGCUUUCAUGUGUCCAUUUA